AGACAAAAUAAAAGGGGGAGCUGCAAAUUAUGUUCAGCUACUAAUGGAGAAGAGCAACUCAUUUCCAGAAUACUCAUCAUCCUUUUCAGGAGAAUUGGGGUUCCAACAUAAAUCAAAUUCAUACACCUUCAACGGCCCAUGCAGCAAAGGAAAUGGAUUCGCCACAUCAACCGAUCCAGAGCUUAAAAGGAAGAAAAGAAUAGCCUCCUAUAACGUUUUCACCAAGGAAGGUAAGGUUAAAUCCAGCGUUAGAAACAGCUUCAAGUGGAUCAAGAACAAGCUCACUGAUGUUCGUUAUAGUAGUUUUUGAUUACUUUUUAUAUAUAAUUUAUUGAAUAUCUUUGAUACAAUUCAAAGGUUGUUGAGACUUUAAUGGUUUUGCCAGGUCAUUGUAUACAGUUUGUUGUGUUUUCUCAUGGUUUACUUUCUUGGAAAAUUUAUAUUUUCUCGAGAAAACAAUACAAAGAGAUGUUGAAACUACUUCUGUGUGCAUGGAUGUUAUUGGGGGUGUAAACUGGGUUAAUGAUAGUAUAACUUAUGUGUUUCUUUC
Molecule: messenger RNA, 550 nt
Organism: Mangifera indica (mango)
Lineage: Eukaryota; Viridiplantae; Streptophyta; Magnoliopsida; Sapindales; Anacardiaceae
Exons: 1
Coding region: 44-310 (88 amino acids)
Source: RefSeq, a predicted model, not a curated record